Chaetura pelagica (chimney swift) is the source of this 1007-nucleotide messenger RNA. RefSeq names its product tumor protein p53 inducible protein 3 (gene TP53I3). The coding region runs from base 3 to 1007 and encodes 334 amino acids. Gene Ontology annotation, molecular function: NADPH binding; quinone binding; quinone reductase (NADPH) activity. The record is from RefSeq and is a predicted model, not a curated record. The transcript has 5 exons. NCBI's taxonomy places the organism in Eukaryota, Metazoa, Chordata, Aves, Apodiformes, Apodidae.
AAAUGUUGGCAGCCUAUUUUGAUUGCCCAGGAGGCCCAGAAAAUCUCUGUGUAAAAGAAGUGAUAAAACCAGAGCCAGGAGAAGGAGAAGUUCUUGUGAAGGUCUCUGCCAGUGCCCUGAAUAGGGCCGAUUUACUCCAGAGGAGAGGGAAGUACCCUCCCCCCAAAGGAGCAAGUCCUAUUUUAGGCUUGGAAGCAGCUGGGAGCGUGGCUGGGCUCGGACCUGGCUGCAGGGGGCGGUGGAAGGCUGGCGAUGCAGUGAUGGCUCUGCUCUCCGGAGGUGGCCAGGCGGAAUAUGUGACAGUCCCCGAAGGCCACCUGAUGGCAAUUCCCAGUGAUAUGACAUUCACUGAGGCUGCAGCCAUUCCCGAAGCCUGGCUAACAGCCUUCCAGCUGCUGCAUUUUGUAGGUAAAGUGCAGAAGGGUGAGAAAGUGUUGAUCCAUGCAGGAGCUAGUGGAGUUGGUCUGGCAGCCAUUCAGCUGGUGAGACUGGCCCAGGCUGUCCCCAUGGUGACAGCAGGAACCCAAGAGAAGCUGAGAGCAGCAGGAAAGGCUGGAGCAGCUGUGGGCUUCAACUACAGGCAUGAAGAUUUCAGUGAAGAGGUCCUGGCAUUCACCCAAGGUUCUGGAGCAGAUAUUAUUUUAGAUUGUGUUGGUAGCUCAUACUGGGAGAAGAAUCUCAACUGCCUGAGCACUGAUGGCAGGUGGAUUAUUUAUGGCCUGCUGAGUGGAGGUGAAGUACAUGGAGAUCUGCUGGCAAGGCUGCUUUCCAAGAGAGGGAGCAUCCACACAAGUCUGCUACGGUCAAGAGACAAGGAGUACAAGGAACGACUGGUGAAAGCCUUCACAGAGGAUGUGCUGCCGUAUUUUUCUGGAGGAACCUCCCCUCGUCUCCAGCCACUGGUUGGCAGUGUCUUCCCUCUGCACCUGAUUGCCCAAGCACACAGGUUAAUGGAAGAAAACAAGAAUAUCGGCAAGAUUGUCAUUGAAAUGCCUGAUUCAUCUUAA